This is a messenger RNA of Lemur catta (Ring-tailed lemur), 645 nucleotides long. Its product is annotated as ankyrin repeat domain-containing protein 26-like. The coding region runs from base 131 to 424 and encodes 97 amino acids. Lineage: Eukaryota; Metazoa; Chordata; Mammalia; Primates; Lemuridae. The record is from RefSeq and is a predicted model, not a curated record. The transcript is spliced from 5 exons.
GAUUGCUGGAGACCCCGUGUUCAGGAUUUCCAUCAAACCGGAUAUUUAUGGAAAACCAGAUACUGACUCAUUUUCUGAACACCUCGAUGUUGAUACCAAGAAUGUUCUGCCACCAGGGGUAAUAAAGCAAAUGACUGCUUAUCGGCAACACAUGAAAAUUGUACAAGCCAAAUUUACUGUGAGAACAGAAGAUGGAACAAUGUUUGAAGACAGCAUUUUUAAUCAUCCACAUGUGGUUCCAAGCCUUCCCACAGCAUCAGUCGAAGUGCAGGGCUUUCAUGAUCCGUUCCUGCAACCACCUGGCCCUGGUCUGAAAGCUUCCUUCAAGUCUUCAACUAAGCCAGGUGGUACAGAGGAGGAGACAACAAAGCCAGCAGGUUUCAGAGAGGAAAAUGGUAUGAGUAUUACUGAAAAUGCUCCAUGAGAGCAAAAAAAUAAUGUCACUUUUACUGUAACACGUGAAAGUAGCAGAAGCGGUAAAUCAGUGAAUAUCUCUGAGAUUUUUCCAUGUGUAAAUACUGUUAUAAAGGCACCAGUUAACAUAUGUCGUUUCAAAUGUAACAACCGUUUCCUGUAAUUAUUUUUCUUUUCCUGUUUUCCUUCAUAUGGCCUACCUUUUGUUCUUUUAAUCUGCAUCAAUUCUGA